UUUCACUGUUCGGAGCAGAUUGGACAAACUCUCCAUAAAAAUGCAGCCUUUCUUCUCCUUCCCAUUUGGCUCCAACAAUGCCGGACGGACCUCCAGGUUUAUAUUCUUCAUGUUUGUAUUUGGAGUGAUGCUCUUCUGCGCCGGUUUCCUCCUCUCCAUCUUUGGAUUUCAGUCCUGCCAGUCGGAUAAUCUCGUCAAUUGCAGCAUGACUUUCAAGGUAUUGGGGCCUGCCCUUGCAGUGAUAGGACUGGCUUCCGUGGUGCUGGCAAGAUCUAGAGCCAGGCUUGAGGCCAGAAGAAGACAGUCAGAAGGCGAUCAGACUGACCCAGACAGCUUCUUUCUCUGUGGUGAAAGCCGCCAGUUUGUUCAGUUUUUAAUAUUUGGCUUUUUAUUUGUCACAUGUGGAAUACUGAUUAGCAUUCUGGGUGUUUGGUUACCUGGAUGUGGUGCUGGUCCCCCAAGCCAAAAUGGUACUGGGACAGAAACAACCUAUAGGAACUGUGGAUUUCUUUCUCUGCAAAUAAUGGGACCUUUAAUUGUCUUGAUUGGGUUGUGUUUCUUUGUUGUGGCUCAUAUAAAGAAGAGGAACAGUUCUCCUGAUCAUAAUGAAUCAAUUAUAGACGAGGAACCACAGUCACCAACAGAUGAGCCCUUCCAAAUAACUGUAGGUGAUGCCGUUAUUAUAUUCCCACCACCUCCACCUCCCUAUUUUGCUGAUCCUUUAUCUCCAGGGUCUGGUCAAGGAACUCCGUUGCCCAGGAGUGAUAAUCCACCUUCUUAUAACAGUAUUUUUAACAUAAGGUCUCGUAAUAUUGGUCAAGGAAACAUUCAGGACCAAGAAAGUAUUUAUACCAUUUCACUGCCCAGUGAACCUGCUGAGGUUUAUACUAACCCAUACUUUUCAUCGGACCCUCCACCAAAAUACGAAGAGAAGGAUCCUGCUGUACCUGAUCUAGAAACCACAUCAUCACCUUCAUCAUCAUCAACAACCUUAAAUGACUCUGCUGAAUCUUCCCCCAAUCCUGUUCUCCCAGAUCCUUGAAAUGAAAAAGCAUUUAAUCCCAUGUUUUGUUUUUAAUCCCAUAGUAUAUUUUUAUAGUAAAGACAAUUUAAUAUUUUCUUUAAAAUUAUGUUGGCGUCAUCCUGACAUAUCAUUCUUGGAUACUUGUGUUGUAACAGGAAGUGGAAUCCUAAGGGUGAGAUCAGACUUGUGUGACAAAUGUUGACUAUGAACCUCUAUAAUAAAGCCUAUUGACUUUGCUUGAGCACCCACCAGUUUCUCGUAUCGCAUGGAGACUGGGAACAAGAUCUAUGCACUCGAG
Nanorana parkeri is the source of this 1322-nucleotide messenger RNA. It is a transcript of the gene TMEM171, whose product is annotated as transmembrane protein 171. The coding region runs from base 41 to 1042 and encodes 333 amino acids. The record is from RefSeq and is a predicted model, not a curated record. The transcript has 3 exons. NCBI's taxonomy places the organism in Eukaryota, Metazoa, Chordata, Amphibia, Anura, Dicroglossidae.